Molecule: messenger RNA, 876 nt
Organism: Condylostylus longicornis
Lineage: Eukaryota; Metazoa; Arthropoda; Insecta; Diptera; Dolichopodidae
Product: cilia- and flagella-associated protein 298
Exons: 1
Coding region: 1-876 (291 amino acids)
Biological process (GO): regulation of cilium movement
Source: RefSeq, a predicted model, not a curated record
AUGGUACGAAUUCAGAUUAAACAUGGAGAUGAAGAUCAGUUUUUAUAUGAAGCAUCUGGAUCUGAAAAAAUUGAAAAUAUAAUUAAAAAUAUUUGUGCAAUUUAUAAUGGACGCCUUAAAAUAUAUCGGAUUUGUGCUGAAAUGGAAGAUAUUGCAGAACACGGGCUUAUAUUACCACCAGAAAUGAUUGGUUUAACUGAUGAACAAGUAAAAGAAUUGAAAUUAACUGAUCCAUGGGCUGAUAAACAUAUUCCAUCUGGUGGUUAUGACAUUAAUCCAGAUAAGAUAGGCCGUCGAAAUGGACGUCGUCCAAAAGAACAUAUGCAAAAAAUUAUAAAGAAUACAAUUAAUGAAGCAAAACAAUUAAUCAGUAAAAAAUUGAUACGAUCAGAUAAAGUACUUAAUUUAAAAAUUAUUGAAGAAGCAAAAAGUAUUUUAAAAGGUUGUAUGACUAUAGUUUAUCCAAUGGGAUUACCACCACAUGAACCAGUAAGAGCUGAAUUCACAAAUACUGAAGAUCUUGAAGGAACAUAUGCAUCUAAAGAAAUUAUUGAUAUUUCAAAAGCUCAACUUUGGUUUGCUGGUAAACAAGUACUGGAAGAGAAACAACUUUCAGAUUAUUGUGGAAAAAAUGAAAAAUCGAAAAUUAUUAUGAAAAUAAAUCAAAAAGGUGAUGGUCCACCAGGACGUGAACCAUUUAUGAGCGAAGAAACAAAAAAGAUGUUAAUGGCUGAGUCUUUUAGACGUCAAGAACAAUUAAAAAAAUUGGAAUUAGAUGAGGAUGACAGUUAUUUGAAUUCAAAAUGGGCUGACAAUAAAAGUUUACAAAAACAUGUUCAUGGCCUCGAUGAUAUUAAAUUUCGUUUUGGUAAAUAA